Molecule: messenger RNA, 3065 nt
Organism: Phycodurus eques (leafy seadragon)
Lineage: Eukaryota; Metazoa; Chordata; Actinopteri; Syngnathiformes; Syngnathidae
Gene: fndc10
Product: fibronectin type III domain containing 10
Exons: 2
Coding region: 286-1149 (287 amino acids)
Source: RefSeq, a predicted model, not a curated record
GUGACUCAGGCCGAUUUGUUGAUGGCCACUAAUAUUCCUGCACACGCACGCGUGCACUGUGCGGCGCGCGCCCCCCGCGUGCACCCGCCCACGGCGGACAUCAGAGCGCGCACGACGGGGAGCGACAAGAGGAAGACGCGGCCGGCAGACCCACUGGCACCGUAACCCAGGAAAUGCUUUAUCCUAAGUGUCCUCGCCCGUGGACGCGCUUCCCUCCUCCACGCGGAUGUUGAAGCAGAGCUGAUCCGAUUUUAUGGCCGCCAUCAGCACGUCCGACCAGAGGAGAUGAGCGGCCAACAGCGGCCGUCGGUGCUCGCUUUAGCAGCACUGCUCUUCUGCACAGCCCAGCACAGGACUCAUGGCAGCGGAUCAGCAUCAGCGUCGUCAUUGGAGGUGACAGGCGGGGAGGAUUCUGGGAUGCAACGCAGGCGGCUCAACCAUGACAACAGCAGUCAGGAAAGCAGGCCGUGGCAGAAAUCGUCGAGCCGCGGCGACGCUUCGGCCGCGGCGUCGGUCAAGUGGAGCCCGGCGAGCGGGGGGUCAUCAGCGCUGUGUGCCUACCAAGUCACGGAAGGGGGCAUCGGGGGGCCGCUCUGCUUUCGACACAUGUCGGUUGGGUUUAAGUGUCACAAGGGAGACUGCACAUCAGCCAUGUCUUCGGGGAGCCUGGUUGCGAAUAUUCUCGUCAAUGGCAGCGUGCUACUACAGUGGGGUCGAGGGGGAGAGACAAACUCGUCGACAAACUCGUCGACAGGGGAAAAUGCAAACAGUGUUUUUGGCGGCCGGCGCCACAGACCCGGAGGCUACGAGUUGAGCUGCCGGUGGAACGGCAGCUACACUCAGUUCGAGUGCGCCGGGGUCCGUCUCGGUUCCGGGUGCAGGGACUUCCUGUUGAGCGGGCUGCACGAGAACAUCCCUUACCGCAUCUGCCUGCGCUCCACGGUCCAGAGAGCAGACCACAGGGACUGCGUGGAGUUCACCCUGCCGCCGUCCGGGAUGCAGGAUAUCGUGAUCGCCAUGACGACAGUCGGGGGUGCCAUUUGCGUAAUGUUGGUCAUCAUCUGCUUACUGGUGGCGUACAUCACGGAAAACAUCAUGAGCCCCGCAACGCAGCACACAUACUCUUACCGCACUCACUCACGCCACUGAGGUUCCCGGCCUAACCUUUGCACUGAUGAGCGAACGCUUUAAGCAUCCACCGUGACUGCAUCUGACGUGACCUUCUCUCAACUGUUGUCCACGUAGCAACACCAGUGUGUGCUGCUAUGCUACUGAAGCACAAGAGUGACUCUGACACAAAUAAACCUUUCAACGUCUCCAAACAAGUGCUAAACCAAAUUUCCUGAUACUGUACAAUGUAAUCUCCAAAGUGGAUUCAGUCCAAUUUGAUUCCAAUUUGUUGUCAUUUUAAAAACAAUGUAAUCCUGAGGUAAUGCUUUAGGUCAGCAAUCGCCGACAUUUUUUUGCGCCACGGAUGGGUUACAUAUAAAGACAUACAGUAUAUUGACGGACCUUACGGAUAAAAUAUACAAUUCACGUUACGCCAUUACGCUGAAUGUAACUAUCGGGCGCCGUUCCCAUCUCGGGGUAAUCUUUUGUCUUUUAAAAAAAACUCCCAAAGCUUGUCUUUCUUGCUUGGGUUCCUUGCGCCUAAGCAGUUUUGAUAGCUUCAUUGCCUCAUUUGUGAGCCUGUCGUGACAUAUUUACUCAUUUUUGUUAGCUUUUGUGCUUCCUUUUCCCCCCCUGUAUCACGUGACCCGUUCUCACAGAGGCACAGGUGGAUGCACCUAAUUUUCAAACAGACUCUGAUGAUCAAUAAAAUAUAUAUAUUUUUUUGUUCAAUUGCGCAUCCCAGUAUUGGUCCGUGUAGCGGUGGUUGGGGACCCCUGCUUUAGGUCGGUGUUUCGCAAACUUUAAUUGAGCCAAGGCACCCAUUUUACGUUGGAAAAAUCUCACAGCACAAUACCAAACAAAAGCACAAAAGUCCCAAAAUGUCUAAAUACGAAAAUAAUGAUGAUAUUGUCUCAAUUUACCAACAAAUUUGCUUACUUAGCAUGACAUCUGAGCCGUUUUAAUCGAAUAGAGCUAAGAUACUCACAGGAAGAUUCUGUUUUAAGAACAGGUGGAUACACGGGUUUAUUGUACUUUCUGCCAUCGAAUGAAAGAGCAUAUAAUUGUUCCUCCUGUCACUAUAUAUUGCUGGUAAAGACAGAUAAAGAUAUAUUUGUAAUCAAUAAUUGUCUGAUAAAUGAAUUGAAACGGUAUAAUUCCUCAUGGUUGGGAAUCGCUGCUUUAGGUGACAUUUCAACCAGGAAAGAGAUUCAUGUCCAGAAUAACUGACCGAAUGGCUAAUUUGCAUAAUACACUCUCCGGGAUACGCUCCCUUCUUCUUUUAUUAUUUUUGUACUGAGCAGCCACAACAUACAGACGAUAUCGUAUUACCGUGUUGCAUAUCCAUCUCUGGUUCUAUAGUCGACAUCAUACUUCACCUCGUUGCCAUCACUGGUACCCUUUGUUGUGAUAAAAAUACAAAAGGGCCAAAGAAAACCCAAAAUAGUCUUGUGGAAUUCAUCUUGAAGUCUUAUGAAUGACUUUAGAGGCAUUUUGUCCCAAAAAUGUAAGUAGAAUUCCAUAUUUUUACAACCUGAGGGCAUUCCACUUUGGACGUUCCACUGCACUGUACACUGAGUACAUGGCGAUCAACUCAACUGUUACGUUUAAGGUUUUGUCAGUGAUUAAUAGUUAAUCUGUAUACCGGCAGCAAUAUACAGCAAUAUAAUUAAUGAAAUGCUUCAAAUGUGUCCCAUCAGCUGAUGUUUUGUUCAACUUGCGCCGCACAUAAGUGUCCAGAUAACUUGUGUCCUUUCUGUAACAAAAACAAAACAAAAAAAACACACACAAAAAAAAGAUACUGGAGGGAAUUAUGUGUGCCCAUUAGACUAAUUUUGUGGCAUAGGUCUCCAUAUGUACACAUUUGUAUACCAUUUGAUAAAGGGCAAUACAACCUCUAAAUACUGUACCAAACUACAUUACCCACUUGUGUCCUGCUGUCAGCCAGUAAAGUA